AAAAAACCCUGCCGAAUAGCACAAAAUUACAGCCGAAGGAGAAAAAAUACGCCUUUUCUGCUACCCACACGGACUCCUACGAUUCGCAUCGCUCUCGUUCUUCUCCUUCACCACAAAGACACACAUCAAUCAAGAUGGAAUCUAGCUCCAAGGCUCCCGUCAAGCUCGUCAAGGUGACCCGAGUGCUCGGCCGUACCGGCUCUCGUGGUGGUGUCACCCAGGUCCGUGUCGAGUUCAUGGACGACCAGACCCGUUCCAUCAUCCGAAACGUCAAGGGUCCCGUCCGUGAGGACGACAUCCUCUGCCUCCUCGAGUCCGAGCGUGAGGCCAGACGCCUGCGAUAAAUGUCGAAUGCUGGAAGGGAAGGGGAGAGAAAAGGAAGUUGGCAGUGGUUCUCAUUGGCGUGAACGGGUACGGGUCAUUUUCUUUGGGUGUGUUCCAUCUGGACAUUACGGCCUCUUUUUGACGACGGCAUGAAACGAUGGUGUCAAAUAGCGACAACCGGCAGGGCUUUAUACUACCUAGUCGGAAAUACCUAGGCUCAUUCUCAUAAAAAAAGAUACAAAGCUUCUUUUUUUUGUGGUCCAGACAUGGAAUAGCUCUUCAACUCGAUGAUUGGCUUAUUGGCUGAUAGUGACGGACUGACUAAUGGAUCGAUGAAAAGUCGAUGAAAUAAAGCUGGACAGUUGCUAUGAGGAUAUAUGUGGGCUUCGUUAGCAUUAUGGUCCAGGCUAUCAUGCCUUGAUGUACUACACCAUUAAGAGACCUGUUGUCUGGUUAUCAUUGCAUAGGUUAUGCGUCCGCCACGAGCAUAAUCUAUUUUCCAUUUUCCU
Trichoderma asperellum CBS 433.97 is the source of this 833-nucleotide messenger RNA. RefSeq names its product 40S ribosomal protein eS28 (gene RPS28). Gene Ontology annotation, biological process: maturation of SSU-rRNA; ribosomal small subunit assembly; translation. The record is from RefSeq and is a predicted model, not a curated record. Lineage: Eukaryota; Fungi; Ascomycota; Sordariomycetes; Hypocreales; Hypocreaceae. Gene Ontology annotation, cellular component: ribosome; cytosolic small ribosomal subunit. Gene Ontology annotation, molecular function: structural constituent of ribosome.